Onychostoma macrolepis is the source of this 746-nucleotide messenger RNA. RefSeq names its product serum amyloid A-5 protein-like. The record is from RefSeq and is a predicted model, not a curated record. Gene Ontology annotation, cellular component: extracellular region. NCBI's taxonomy places the organism in Eukaryota, Metazoa, Chordata, Actinopteri, Cypriniformes, Cyprinidae. The transcript has 4 exons. Bases 152 to 523 code for a protein of 123 amino acids.
AAGCAGUUAUGCAACACACAACACAAAAAGCAAAGUGUCUCAUCGCAGCUGGGAAAAUCCAUGUCCAGCCCAGUCCGAGCCUUAUAAAAUGUCUCUAGCUGGGUGAAGACCUGAUGUGUCUGAACUGAACGAACCUGAGAGCUCUGUAAUCAUGAAGCUUAUUCUUGCUGUGCUGGUGCUGGUUUUGGUGGUCGAGACCCAGGCGCAAUGGUACCGGUACCCAGGACAAGCCAUUGGAGGUGCAAAGGACAUGUGGCGUGCUUACCGGGAUAUGAGGCAGGCCAACUGGAAACACUCAGACAAGUAUUUCCAUGCACGCGGGAACUAUGAUGCUGCAAGAAGGGGCCCCGGAGGCAGAUGGGCAGCCGAAGUGAUCAGUAAUGCAAGAGAGGGUGUGCAAGGACUGGGUAAUUCAGGCCGAGGUAAAGCGGAUUCUGAAGCUGACCAGAGAGCCAAUCGCUGGGGACGUAACGGUGGUGACCCCAACCGCUACAGACCGAAUGGCCUUCCCAAUAAGUACUGAAAAGAAGAUCAUCAGUGCAAAAGAAAAUGACUGAAAUCAUUUUGUUGUAAUACUGAUGAUUCAAUUUUGCAUUAAAAAACAUUUCACUUUUUUUUUUUACUACAUCUUGACAAUUAUCUUUAAUUAAAUAUGCAUUUAUGACAUGAAAAAUGCAAUCUUUAAGUUUUAGCAUCAUUCAGUCUAUGUAACACACUGUAGUGUCUGAAUAAAGAAAACAACUUCA